Messenger RNA from Callorhinus ursinus (northern fur seal), 3717 nucleotides. The record is from RefSeq and is a predicted model, not a curated record. NCBI's taxonomy places the organism in Eukaryota, Metazoa, Chordata, Mammalia, Carnivora, Otariidae.
AGGGGGCGGAGACCCAAGAUGGCGGCCAUGGCCUUGGCGACGGCGCGGCUGCUGCUGCGCGGCUCGGGCUCGUGGCGCCGCUCGCGGCUGAGGUCCGGAGCUCCUCCACACAGACAGUCCAGUAGUGGCAGCGCCUGUGCCAACAUCCCGCUCUCAUCCCCCUUACCCGGAGUGCCUGAGCCUGUUUUUGCUACAGUCGAUGGACAGGAGAAGUUUGAAACCAAAGUCACCACGCUGGAUAAUGGGCUUCGCGUGGCCUCCCAAAACAAGUUUGGACAAUUUUGUACAGUAGGAAUUCUUAUUAAUUCAGGAUCAAGAUAUGAAGCAAAAUAUCUUAGUGGAAUUGCUCACUUUUUGGAAAAAUUGGCAUUUUCGUCGACGGAUCGAUUUAACAGCAAAGAUGAAAUUCUGCUUACGUUGGAAAAGCACGGGGGUAUUUGUGACUGCCAGACAUCAAGGGACACCACCAUGUAUGCUGUGUCUGCUGACUCUAAAGGCCUGGACACGGUGGUUGGGUUGCUGGCUGACGUGGUCCUGCACCCCAGGCUCACAGAUGAAGAAAUUGAGAUGACCCGAAUGGCUGUCCAGUUCGAGCUGGAGGACCUUGACAUGCGGCCUGACCCAGAACCGCUUCUCACGGAGAUGAUUCAUGAGGCUGCUUAUCGGGAAAACACAGUCGGCCUCCACCGUUUCUGCCCCACAGAAAACAUAGCAAAGAUUGAUCGAGAAGUGCUUCAUUCAUACCUGAGAAACUACUACACCCCCGACCGCAUGGUGCUGGCUGGAGUCGGGGUGGAGCAUGAGCACCUGGUGGAAUGUGCCAAAAAGUACCUCCUGGGAACCCAGCCGGCCUGGGGGUGUGAGAGCGCUGUGGACGUUGACGGAUCGGUAGCACAGUACACUGGGGGGGUUGUCAAGCUGGAAAGAGACAUGUCCAACGUCAGUCUGGGUCCUGCCCCGUUUCCUGAGCUCACGCACAUCAUGAUAGGACUGGAGAGCUGUUCCUUCUUGGAGGAAGAUUUCAUCCCCUUCGCCGUCCUGAACAUGAUGAUGGGGGGUGGCGGCUCCUUCUCAGCCGGUGGGCCUGGCAAAGGCAUGUUUACCAGGCUCUACCUUAACGUGCUCAACAGGCACCACUGGAUGUACAACGCGACCUCGUACCACCACAGCUAUGAGGAUACGGGCCUCUUGUGCGUGCACGCCAGCGCCGACCCCAGGCAGGUUCGAGAAAUGGUGGAAAUCCUCACGAAGGAAUUUAUUUUAAUGGCUGGAACUGUGGACGUGGUGGAGCUGGAGCGGGCCAAGACCCAGCUGAUGUCCAUGCUCAUGAUGAACCUGGAGUCCAGGCCUGUGAUCUUUGAGGACGUAGGGAGACAGGUGCUGGCGACCCGUUCCAGGAAACUGCCUCACGAGCUGUGCACGCUCAUCCGCUGUGGUCCCAGGUCCCUCCUCGGGAGGCUGGGCUGCGUGAGCAGCUGCCGCCCUACGAAGCCCUGGGAGGGGGUGUUUUUUCCAUCCCCGCAGCCUCUCCAUGUGGGUAGCUCUGCAGACAAGGAGCUGUUGCAUUAUAGCGUGAAGCCGGAAGACAUCCGGAGAGUUGCCUCUCAGAUGCUUCGCAGGAAGCCCGCAGUGGCGGCCCUGGGUGAUCUGAGCGACCUGCCAGCCUACGAGCACAUCCAGGCGGCAUUGUCCAGCAGAGAUGGGCGCCUGCCCAGGAUCUACCGGCUCUUCCGCUAGAGGCUGCCGGACACGUGGCCCGACUGCAGCUGCGGGAGCCGCGUGUGUUCAUAUGUUUCUCUGUGGGUGUGAGUUUACUGCAAAGAUUCAUAAAUGGUGCAAACCACGGGACUCUUAAACUUGGACAAAUUUAAUGUCGCUGAGCACAGCUCAGUUUCCGGUUCUUUGCUGUUGAAUAGGCCACUCGGUGGAAUAAAGGUUUGCCCUCACUGUGGCUAGAAACCAGUGGAGUGCAAGAAGGUUCAAGGCAGACUGUUGUCAGGGAGCAGGUCAGCGUUCUUGCUGCCGUCCUGCGCUCCCGGAGAUCAGCAGUGCCACACUGUCUCCCCACAGUCGGCCCCCGGGGCAGGGCAGGAGCCCCUGGUCUGCUUCGUGGAGCGUUUUUCUCAGCACGGUUUUCCUUCACCUUCAGUAAGGAUGGGGUGUCUGCAGUAGCAGCAGCAUCCCUGAAACGGCUGGAAGCGGGCAAGUGGGGUAUCUCCCUCAGGGUCGUCCGGUUGGACCCAAUGUUGCGAGGCCUCUUGUACUUUGUUCUGAUUGCGGGCAUGUCUGAGCACACAGGACGGGAGGCAGACUCAGUGGCCAGUGGGGAGAGCAAAGCCGGGAACGUGCUGGAAAGUGAAGGCGCACUAGAUUCAGCCGGUGCGCGUGGCCGUGUCAGGAGUGCCGCAGGGCCCGGUGACUAGUAACAUGGGCUAGCUUUGUUAGCUUUGUGGUUCUCCAACAUGAAUGCGUGUAGAGUCCCCAGGAGCCCGUGUGGGCCACCUCUUGUAGCUGCAGGGCUGCUGCUGUCCCCAGCAUUUGGCAGCUGGGGAGAGAGCCGGCCGCACGGGCAGGAGGGCAGGGCUGUUCCGAGAUCGACAUGUAAAUGUUACUUGGGUUAUUUGAUCCACUUAUUCUGCCGGAGCCCAUUGUCCUGUUUAGGUGCCUUUCCAGCACACGUGCCAAUGACUACAUUUGCUGGGGGGGGCGGUGCACAACAGGGAUGCCAGGCCCUCCAUGCCCGCUGGGGUGGGGCCCGAGGGAGACGAGCCUGAGUUGGAGGGCGGGUGGGCAGCAGUGUGGACUGCCUUGUCGUUUCUGUGGUUACCCCAGGGGGAGGGCAGCACCCAGGGGAGAUAGAGGGCAGGAGUUUGUCCGCACUGCAGGCAUGCAGUGGGGUGGGGGGUGGGGGGGGCAGGGCUCGUGAAGACAUGAGGCCUGGGUGGAUGUUGGGGCCAGCUGAAGUGCUGCCCAGACCCAGGGUCAGGAAGCUGGUGCUAACCUGCCUGUACUACUUCCCACUGGCUUCUCCCCUGACCCUGUCAUGGCCUGGCACCUCUGCUCCCCUUGGCAUGCGGCUGUGCCCCCUCCCUGUUCUCGGCUCCACGCAGCCUUUGGGGCUGGCUGCCGCAGGCUCAGCAGGUGCCCGAGGGAGGCCUGGCGCCAGCAGAACGCAUGGAGGCGAUGAGAGCCGGGUCAUGAAAACCACCCUCAUGCUGUGCUUCUCGAUUCUUGGUGAAGCUGGUUUUCAGAGACUGGCCCGUGUCUUCAUGCAUCUGAAUCUUAACCCCACUUUCUAAGUGAAACCUGUUCAUCUCAAAUCUCCUGGCUGCUCUUAAAGGAGUGUCCUGACUUGGGACCCGUGACCCCUCAUGUGUCAGCGAUCCCCAUAAGACACAAAGCCCCGUCUCAAGCCAGACUCCAUGCUGCGCCAUCACUGUCCUGUCGGUCAGAGAUGGUGCCUGGGAAGAUGCAUAAAAAUGCCUCCUCUCCAGGCCCCUCACCGCAAAAAUCUGUAACAGACAUUUUCAGAUCAUGAUUCAAAACUCAACAGCACAUUUCUUUGAGUAAAAUUUUAUACAGUCAAGUUUCUUGAAGUCCGAUGGGGUUGACUGGACCUUCUCAUGAACAGACUCUCCCCUCUGUGUCAGAGACUGGGUGUGCCUGGUUCCGUGUUGUGGAAGUGGGCACUAAUAAGGGGGGUACACAUGCCCUGUG